CUUCCCUUUGCUUGUGUCUCUUUAUCUCUUGCACCCACACAUAAAAGGUUUAUCUUUAUAUAUAUGCUUCGUUUCUUAGUGUCUAAGCUAGCUUAGACCCUAGAGGGUCAACAAUACUGAGUAAAUAAAAGAAAAAAGGGGAAAUACUCUUAAUUUUAUCGGGGAAAUGGCAUUUUUUGGUCUAAUUUUAAUGGGAUUUCUUCCUUUGUUUCCACAUGCUUAUGGCUAUGGUGGGGGGUGGAUUGAUGCUCAUGCCACUUUUUAUGGUGGGGAAUAUGCCUCUGGUACAAUCGGUGGGGCUUGUGGAUAUGGGAACCUAUACAGCCAGGGGUAUGGGACUACUACAGCAGCUUUGAGCACAGCACUGUUUAAUAACGGCUUGAGCUGUGGGGCUUGUUUCGAGAUUAAGUGCGUGAAUGACCCUAGGUGGUGCCUCCCUGGAUCUAUUGUGGUCACUGCCACCAACUUCUGCCCACCAAACAAUGCUGGGGGCUGGUGCAACCCUCCUCAGCAUCAUUUUGAUCUAUCUCAGCCUGUUUUCCAGCAAAUUGCCCAAUACAGAGCUGGGAUUGUUCCUGUAGCUUAUAGAAGGGUAGCAUGCAGAAAGAGAGGAGGCAUCAGAUUCACAAUCAACGGUCAUGCAUACUUCAACCUAGUACUAAUCACCAACGUGGGAGGUGCUGGCGAUGUUCAUUCAGUUUCCAUCAAAGGGUCAAGAACAGGUUGGCAACCCAUGUCAAGGAACUGGGGUCAAAACUGGCAAAGCAACUCUUACCUCAAUGGACAAAGCCUAUCUUUUAAGGUCACCACCAGUGAUGGACGCACUCUGGUCUCUAACAAUGUUGUUCCUCCUAAUUGGUCCUUUGGCCAGUCCUUCACCGGCUUCCAAUUCCCAUAAAAUUACCAUUUUUUUUCUUCUUUCUCGCUCUCCAUUUUCAAAUCUCACAUUCAGAGGAUAGACCAACGGCAAUUCUAGUGUUUUUAGAGUAGCGAAAAUGAUGACAAGG
Messenger RNA from Durio zibethinus, 1007 nucleotides. Its product is annotated as expansin-A1-like. The record is from RefSeq and is a predicted model, not a curated record. NCBI's taxonomy places the organism in Eukaryota, Viridiplantae, Streptophyta, Magnoliopsida, Malvales, Malvaceae. Gene Ontology annotation, cellular component: extracellular region. Gene Ontology annotation, biological process: plant-type cell wall organization.